This is a messenger RNA of Talaromyces stipitatus ATCC 10500, 3170 nucleotides long. Its product is annotated as N-methyltransferase, putative. The record is from RefSeq and is a predicted model, not a curated record. The transcript is spliced from 7 exons. Lineage: Eukaryota; Fungi; Ascomycota; Eurotiomycetes; Eurotiales; Trichocomaceae. The coding region runs from base 21 to 2501 and encodes 826 amino acids.
GCUUUGGUUAACACUACGCCAUGUCUCCAGCUCUUCUUUCGAACGGCUCAGUCAAUAUUGUUGACAUUCGGGACAAAGAUGCCAAUUUCUCAGCAGCCGCUGCAAUUCAGGACGGCUUGGAUCCGCCAGCCGGCAAGGCUCGCUCCUUUCCCACCGUCCUGCUAUACGAUGCAGUCGGGUUACGCCUGUUUGAGGAGAUUACAUAUCUAGACGAAUACUAUCUGACCAACACCGAGAUUGAGGUGCUAGAAAAGCAUGCAAGGACCAUUGCCGAGAGACUGCCGGAUCAAUCACAGUUGGUGGAAUUGGGUAGCGGGAACCUUCGUAAGGUCGAGAUUCUAUUAAGAGAGUUUGAAAACUUGCAGAAACGAGUAGAUUAUUACGCUCUGGAUCUUUCAUUAGAGGAACUGCAGCGUACCUUUGCCCAGGUGUCGCCGCAAUCAUACCAUUACGUCCGCUUUCAGGGUCUCCACGGUACCUACGACGAUGCAUUGGAAUGGCUUAAGAACCCGCAGAAUAGAAAACGGCCCACGUGUGUUCUUUCCCUAGGAUCGUCAAUUGGGAACUUCAACCGAAAAGCAGCAGCAGAUUUCCUCCGUCAAUAUUCUCAACUCCUCGGACCAACCGAUUCCAUCAUCAUUGGCCUGGAUGGCUGCAAGGAUAAGGAUCGAGUCUAUCGCGCUUAUAACGAUUCCAAGGGCAUCACUCACCAAUUCUAUCUCAAUGGAUUAUCUCAUGCCAAUCAGGUUUUAGGGUAUAAUUCAUUUAGACCGGACCAAUGGGAUAUCGAAUGCUUGUAUGACGAAGCUGACGGGUGUCACCGAGCGUUCUAUGUACCCACGCAGGACGUGACCAUUAACGGCAUUUCACUUCGCAAGGGGGAGAAGAUCAUUUUUGAAGAAGCGUACAAGUACGACGCCCAGGAGAGAGAAGAGCUGUGGCGUGACGCGGGGCUUAUCAACGUGGCUGCGUUGGGGAAUAGUCAUGACAACUAUCAUCUCAACAUGCUUUCACCCGCCAAAGUCAGUUUUCCCUCUCGUCCAAGCGAAUAUGCACCUAGUGCGGUGCCCGCAUGGGAAGAGUGGAGAUCGCUCUGGACAUCCUGGGACGUUGUCUCCAAAACCAUGGUGCCACGGGACGAAUUGUUAUCGAAGCCGAUCAAGCUGAGAAAUGCCUUGAUCUUCUACCUGGGACAUAUUCCCACAUUUCUUGACAUCCACUUGACCCGUGCAACACGCGGAAAACCAACGGAUCCGAAAUACUAUCCGCAAAUUUUUGAACGUGGAAUCGACCCUGAUGUGGACAACCCAGAGCAGUGCCAUGCCCACAGCGAGAUACCAGACGAAUGGCCUGCUCUGGGUGAGAUUCUACGUUACCAAGAGCAAGUCCGCAGUCGAGUGCAGUCUCUCCUGAGAACGGAAGACGUGUCACAGAACCGAUUGCUCGGCGAGGCUCUGUGGAUCGGGUUUGAGCAUGAAGUUAUGCAUUUGGAGACUUUCUUGUAUAUGCUGCUGCAGAGCGAUAGGAUUCUGCCUCCAUUGGGAGUUGACAGCCCUGACUUUAAGGGUAUUGCGCGCCAGGCUGAGCUAGAUGCGAAGCCAAACCAAUGGUUUAGCAUUCCUGAGCAGACUAUCACUAUCGGGGUUGAUGAUUCGGACCUCAGCAAGCUUCCAGCACAAUCCUUCACCUGGGACAACGAGAAGCCCAAGAGAUCGGUAAGAGUACACGCAUUCGAAGCCCAGGGCCGAGCCGUCACAAACAGAGAGUACGCCCAUUACCUGAAAGAGAACAGCAUCCAUCGCAUCCCGACAUCUUGGGUGAUCCAGGCAGCUAAUAGCUGGAACAACACAUUCAACGGACUCCAUACUAACGGAGUAUCGAACGGACACGGCAAUUCCAUGGAUAACUACGCGGUACGCACUGUCUUUGGACCAGUGUCGUUCGCUUGGGCAGCCGACUGGCCGGUCAUGGCUUCAUACGACGAAUUGGCCGGGUACGCUGAAUGGAAGAAGUGUCGGCUUCCUACUUUUGAGGAAGUGAGAUCCAUUUACAAGUAUGCCGCGGCACUCAAGGGCCAACCCAAUGGUGUCGAUGCUGUCAGCAAUGGCCUCGCGAUCCUCAAAAAGAAAGAUCCGACUGACGCCGUUAUAAACGGCGCCAACCCCGAGUCCAUUUUUGUGGACCUCGCCGACGCCAACGUCGGCUUCAAGAAUUGGCAUCCAGUCCCCGUUACCCCUAACGGUGACAAACUGGCAGGACAGGGUGAAAUGGGUGGUGUGUGGGAAUGGACCAGCACUCCGCUCAGUGCGCAUGACGGGUUUGAGGAGAUGAAGAUUUACCCAGGAUAUACCGCUGAUUUCUUCGAUGGAAAGCAUAAUAUUGUGCAGGGUGGAUCGUGGGCUACGCAUCCUCGCAUUGCGGGACGUACUAGUUUUGUGAAUUGGUAUCAACACAAUUACCCAUAUGCAUGGGUUGGAGCAAGGCUUGUGCGAGAUCUCUAACUCGAUUGACUGUGUGACGAUUCAUGUCUAUCUUUUGAUUGUAUUUGUUAUGUUAUGGAAUAGGCAGAUUGGCAGGAAUAAUCAACCUCUUUUCACCUCAAUAUUUCUAGAAACUAUAGAUGAAAACCAGGCUGCUCCGACACCUCACAAAACCUCCACAACCCAGCAUCCUCUGCAGCCUUUCUAACCGAUUCCACCUCCUCAUCCAUAACCGCUCUAUUAAUAUCCGCAUAUCUAACCUCCUCAACCUCUUCCUCACCUCCGACCUGCCUCCUCUUUCUACUCUUCUUCUUCCCCACAUGCGCAUCCGGAUGAUACUGCUCCAUAACAUGCACAUACAAAUCCCUCGAAACAUUCUCCGCCAACCACCUCACAAUUUCUCUUCCCUCUUCUAUCCUUCCCGGCAUAACAAGAUGUCUCACUAACACACCCCUUUUCGCAAUCCCAUCAGACGUAAAACUCAAAUCUCCAACUUGUCUAUACAUCUCCUUGAUAGAUUCCUUGGCAACAUCCGCAUAAUUCUCCGCUUUGAGUAAUCGCUUUGAUGUCGAGGGAUCCCAGACUUUGAAAUCGGGCAGAUAUAUAUCCACCAAUCCAUCCAUUAGUUUCAGUGAUUCGAUCGAAUCGAAUGAUGAGGUGUUGUACACAAUCGGAAUCUUGAGACCCAUC